Ceratina calcarata is the source of this 4954-nucleotide messenger RNA. It is a transcript of the gene RhoGAP93B, whose product is annotated as MyTH4 and RhoGAP_KIAA1688 domain-containing protein RhoGAP93B. The record is from RefSeq and is a predicted model, not a curated record. Bases 360 to 3962 code for a protein of 1200 amino acids. Gene Ontology annotation, molecular function: GTPase activator activity; protein binding. Gene Ontology annotation, cellular component: cytoplasm; cytoskeleton. The transcript has 11 exons. NCBI's taxonomy places the organism in Eukaryota, Metazoa, Arthropoda, Insecta, Hymenoptera, Apidae. Gene Ontology annotation, biological process: signal transduction.
CGUAAGGCGUACGAUAAAUCUAUCAAUCCAUACGCAUCAGGAUUUGAAUUUUCGAUGAUUGACAGUGACGUGAAAGAACAACGUGCAGUCGAUUUUCGUUCCGCUAUAGUGGCAGAGGUGCGGAGCCGAGUGGAAUAAAAAAGAUGGCCGCCGUUGGGCUGCUGCCAUGAACAGGGGGCCGCGUCGCCUGGUGUUGCUCGUGGAAAUGGGACGUUGCGACACCCAACUGUCACACAGUUGUGCUCGUCAAGUGUCACCGUCGAACCGUACGCGAAGUGACGUGAAGUGUUUCUCAGUUUCCUCGUGUCCAGGUCCGGCUUGCGGAUAAAACUCGACUUUAAAGGCCGCACCACCGCGCGAUGGCAUCCACCGACGGUAGAAUGGAAUGGGUGGAGAUUAUAGAACCACGCACCAAGGAGCAUAUGUACGCCAAUCUCACCACCGGGGAGUGUGUGUGGGAUCCCCCUCCAGGUGUGCCAGUGAAGAAGACGGACAACAAUCAGUGGUGGGAACUGUUCGAUCAGAAUACGUCGCGGUUCUACUAUUACAAUGCGACCUCACAGAAAACCGUGUGGCACCGUCCAAGCGACUGUGACAUCAUACCUCUAGCAAAGCUUCAGACGCUAAAGCAGAACACAGAGCCGGCAAGCAGCAGUGGAGUGGACAGUCAGAAAUCAGCCGAGCCAAGGAGAAAAGAGUCCGUGUCGACGCAAACGCAAACCCCUUCUGUCAGCCGACUGGCGAGGUUCAAUCACCAAGAAAGUUCCAAUCUGUCCUCUUCGCAGACAGGUAGCGUAAAUAAAGCGAGGUCGACGAACGCCAGCGUAGAUCUUCAAACGUCACCUCCGUCGCCGUCGCCGUCCUCGAGGCGCCAUCAUCAUCACCAUCAUCACAACAACAGGCACCACAGGCACCAUCAUGAAGUGCCGACCACGCGGCGUCAGCACAACCACUCGCAGGAUUCGGGUAGAUCCAGCGACAGUUCGGUUUCCCACAGUAGAACGUCCCUCGAAUCGACCGGGUAUCGAUUGCUGGACUCCCCGCAUCGGCAUCAUCAUCGUACCGGGCCGCAGCCUUCGGCGAACCAGGCGCAGUCCUCGCCCAGGCAGCACAGCGGCACUCUGGAGGCUCGGGGGCACAAGAGUGGCACUCUGGAAAGCGUGAAGAAUCAGAAAUCGGUGAACCUGGGCGAACCACCGCCGUUAGGCUUAUCGCUUUCCACCAGCACACCGCUUUUCAAGAAGAAAUCGUUCGUGGACACUCAGCGCGAGGCCAGGGCGGGCAACUUGGAGUUGGAGAAGAAUAAAAAUGGUAGGGAGAGUAGUAGAGGGUCGUACGGUCCGGAGCCGAGUACGUCGCCGUAUCGCGAGUCGUUGAUGGAAUCGCGAAUAUUCAGGCAAGAGAUGCCGCCGUACCGUCCGCCGGAGGUUCAGCUGAGCCACAGUUAUAAGUCGCAGGGCGAGAAGUACGGCUCGCUGGUGGAGAGCGUCGGCAAUCGUUAUCACAGAGACAGGGAAAGAGAGAGUGUUCACCAUAGAGAGAGAGUAAAUAGUCUAGACAAGACGAACGCGUCAGCCUUUCAUCCAAGUUCCAUGCAUCCGCGUAAUAUGAAUAAGCAAGAUAAUACUGGUAGUAUAGGGAGAAGGCAUCACGGUUGUUCGGUGUCGCUGUCCGAAGCGAACGUUAGGGAUAUGUACGGGGCUAUGCUGGCCGAGAGGAACGAACUGCCUAAGAGCCUCGUCAGAGGCGCCAGCGUUCUCAGCAAUGCGUCCAAGCAGAGAAGCGUCGACGUCGUUGAGAGAGAAAGAGAACGCGACAGGGAAAAGGAUUACAGACGGAACACCGCUUGUAACAACUCCUUGGAUUGUGUUCCACCUUCCUUGGCUCGUAGCUACAGCUUCGUUCAACAGCAGAAGCAGCAACAGAAGUUGCAACAGAUGCAUCAGCAGCAACAGCAGCAACAACAGCAGCAGCAACAGUCCAGGAGAAGGGACAGGGAUGACGAUUCCAUGCACGAGCGUUAUUUAAUCAGCCAGAGCCACGAGCAGUCCAGGCAAAGGCUCAGCAGCAACACUAGCAGUAGCAAUAGCAGUAACAGUAGCAGCAAUAGUGCCGUAGGCGAGGAGAUAGAAGAGGACGACAGCAAGAAGAAGAGGAGCAACGGCAACCCGAGUCCACCUCCGUCUCCGUUUUACGGGAACUUACUGUCCGAUCCCGAUCACUUGUUACCACUUCAACAUUAUAUUCUUCAGCAGGCACAACUUUCGGGUUGUUAUAAGUUCGGAGAUCCGUUGCUGGUGGAAGAGGGCGACGAUUCUUUGGACGAGGAGGGCGGCAGAGGCGAGGGUAUCGGCGGGAGAGCCGAGGACGAUUCCGACGAUCAGUUCGCAGAUGACGAAGCGGCCAGCAAUCAGGGCGAUUCCUCCAGUCAAGAAUACCUCGAGGAUCAUUACGCAGAUUUGGGUAACUAUGACACUGCAGGGUUGGCCACGUACUACAACACCGCAGAUACUCUGACGAGGCCACAGGUGCGACCUCCGUCGCCCCCGCACGUGACAACGCAGUCUGAAACCCGAGAACCUGUGACGAUCGCGACGCGGCAGCCUCCAGGCUUAACGCCCACGACGACAGUCUUUGUUCCUAGCACCGGCGUCGAGAAGAAAGACGGCGAGGAGCCGCGGCGAGAUGACGGUGCGGGCGGCGGUGGCGGCGGAGACAUCGAGAAGUACGCGCAGGACAAUCUGAACCUGAACUGCGGCCGCCCGAAAGGCUUGAGGCUGCUCUUCCGCAAGAAGUUCAGCGUACGCGACAUCCUCAGCUGGUCGAAGGAUCCUAUACCCCAGCCGAUGCUCGUGAUGGUCGACGGCGAAAAGCUGCUAAAGCGGGAAGCUUGCAAUCUCUUCAGGCUUGUUCAAGUUUACAUGGGCGAUCGCAAGGCGAACGUCGGGAUGACGCUGGACAGCGUAGCGAUGGACAUCGUGAACACGGUUUACUCGAAACCACCGUUGCGGGACGAGUUGUACGUCCAGAUCUGCAGACAGACCACCGAGAAUCCUAGGAGAGACAGUCUCCGUCGGGGAUGGGAGCUGCUGGCCGUUUGCCUGGCGUUCGUGCCACCCAGCGCUACGUUCGAACCGUACCUCGAGGGUUAUAUGAACAGGCAUCGGGAUCCGAAUUUCCAGUUCCCGGAGGUAGCCAAGUGGCCCAUCCACGUGCAAGUCAGCCAUUACGCGACGGUCGCUUGUCGUCGUUUGCAAAGAAUCGGUGCCCACGGCAAGAGGCAACCGAGGAAGGCUACUCUCGAAGACAUCGACCAAGCUAGAAUUCAAAUUUUCCGAGCGUCGAUGUUCGGCGCGACGCUGUCCGAAGUGAUGGCCCUCCAAAGAGACCGUUUCCCGAAUCGAGAGUUACCAUGGAUACAGACCACGCUGACGCGGCAGGUGUUGGCUCGCGGCGGUAUCCAGACGGAGGGCAUCUUCCGAGUGUCCGCAGACGCGGACGAAGUCAGCGCAUUGAAGGCUUGCCUGGACAGGUUCGAGGACGGCACCAUCCUCGCCGCUUCGCAGGACGCCCACGCGCCUGCCUCGCUGCUGAAGCUCUGGGUCAGAGAGCUCUACGAACCUCUGAUUCCUGACUCCUUUUACACCGAGUGCGUCUCCAUGAGGCACGACGAUCCCGAGGCCUCCGCUGCCAACGUCGCCGCGCUCGUCGACAGGCUGCCUGACUUAAAUCGUCGCGUUCUUUGCCAUCUGAUACGAUUCCUUCAGAUAUUUGCGAGAUCGGAAGUGGUAGCCCGCACCAAGAUGGACGCGAAUAAUCUAGCGAUGGUGAUGGCGCCGAACAUACUGCGAUGCACCUCGCAGGACCCACGGGUGAUCCUGGAGAACGCGCGGAAGGAGAUGGCAUUCGUUCGCACCCUGAUAGAGUCGCUGAACACCGCCUGGGUCGACGAUCUCCACUGACCGCGUUCCCUUCUCCGCGCGCUAGAUAAGGAAAGAAAAUAAAUAAAUAACGAACGCCUCUAGACUAACUAUGCCAAAUGAAUCACAGCUGUAUAUUACACACUGUACUAUUGUUAGUUAUACUUCACCAUUGUUCUUCUUAUUAUCUUUCUAUUUCGUUUUCGUUCAUUUAUAUUUUAAUUUGCUUGCUGCAACGAUGACAAGGCCAACUGAGUGUUUUCUUAAGACUGAUUAUGAUCAAAUCUAACACAUCUACGUUUUUUUAUGUUACAGGAAACUGAAAGCUUUACGAUUAUACAUAUCCUCGAGUAGAAAAUUAUAAUGACAAUUUCACCUUUCAUUCGUAACGAUUUAUACAUCGCAUUUCACUGUACUAGGUAAUGAAAAUUUGUUUUAUUAUCGUUGCAGCAAACGACGCAGUUACGCGAUCGCCGUGAAACUAGCCCCGUGAAUGUUUACAAAACUGAUUGUAAUAAUCUAGCCGCUAAACGAAAUGUCUUACCAAGCUAAUCUCCUCGUUUUCUAAUAUAUUUAUUAUUUAUAAUAACGAAAGAAGUAAUAACGCGCAGAUUCUAUACGUUAAAACAGAAAUAGAGAUUAUUAGAUUAUAUUAUGUACAUCGCUACACAUAUAUAUAUAUUCAUAUUAUAUAUAUAUUUUACCAAACCCUUGUUACCGCGGAUUAAGAGGGGGAAGAAGAAGAAGAAAAAAAUUGAUUGAACGCGGACGGCUUUUCUACUCGAUACAUUGUUGAAUCUCGUGUAAAAUAAAACAGAAAAGGACAAAAAAAAAUAUACGAAUUGUCAUCGUCAUUGUCAUCAUGUGUUACCGUUGUAUAGCUCUGUGCACCGCGCGAUUAAACGAAAAAAAAAAAACCAACAGAAAAAGUGAAUAAAAAAACGUGUUUUUGUAUUAAGAACGAGCAACCCGUUGUGUGUUUAACGAGGAGUAAAAUCAUUGCAAGAAAAAAAGAAGACUUAGCAAGCUGCAAA